AUGGUUUUGAAGUUUUUUGAGUGUGAGAAACCAAUCGCUAAGCAGAUAAGCGGAUAAGUUUUUAAGUAUGGAAUUUGGGAUCCCCACAAUGAAGUUACUCAGUUAACCCUCUUGACUGAAAGGCAUUCAUUCAUAUUUGAAAUGCUUAACUUCAAUUAUUUAUUGAUGAAUCUCUUUCGACAGAAAAAAAAAAUAAAAAAAAGCAUUACGAAACCCCCGCAUUCCAAAUAAUUCUGCUUAGAAGACUCUCAUGCUCAAAAGACCAUCAAGCUUAGAUUACUUGAUGAAACCAUUUUUCAAAUUCUCUCUCCUAAAUCCUAUAUUAAAUAUAUAAAAAGUAUUUUUUAAAAAAUAAUUAGAUUGACAUGCAAAUUAAUUUAGAAUAGCCACUAUAAAAAAUAAAAAUAAAUAAUAAAAUAAAUAAAUUAAUAAAUAAAUAAAUAAAUUAACACAUUAAAUAAAUAAAUAAAAAAUUAAGAAAAUAAAAAAAUUGAUAAUAAAUAAAAAAAUCAAAUAAUUAAAAUAAAAAAUAAUUAGAAAUAAAAGACAAAAUUCAUUUUAGAAAAAAACCAUAACAAACUACCUUUCACAUAUCAUGCAUCACGAUUUUUUUUAAAUUUUUGA
Tetrahymena thermophila SB210 is the source of this 624-nucleotide messenger RNA. RefSeq lists its product as hypothetical. The record is from RefSeq and is a predicted model, not a curated record. The transcript has a single exon. NCBI's taxonomy places the organism in Eukaryota, Ciliophora, Oligohymenophorea, Hymenostomatida, Tetrahymenidae.